Messenger RNA from Octopus sinensis (East Asian common octopus), 3516 nucleotides. RefSeq names its product isocitrate dehydrogenase [NAD] subunit beta, mitochondrial. The transcript is spliced from 10 exons. The record is from RefSeq and is a predicted model, not a curated record. Gene Ontology annotation, biological process: tricarboxylic acid cycle; isocitrate metabolic process. Gene Ontology annotation, cellular component: mitochondrion. Bases 62 to 1222 code for a protein of 386 amino acids. Gene Ontology annotation, molecular function: oxidoreductase activity, acting on the CH-OH group of donors, NAD or NADP as acceptor; NAD binding; magnesium ion binding. Lineage: Eukaryota; Metazoa; Mollusca; Cephalopoda; Octopoda; Octopodidae.
CCGAUCGUCUGCUGCAAAAGGUAUAUUAAUGUGACCUUCACCGUUUGUCAUUGUUACAAACAUGGCGUCCCUUGUUAUAUCGUCAUUUCGGUCUGGUCUUAUUAAAGGAGCUCAACGUUACUCAAGUAAUUACAAAUGCUUGAAACGUGGUGUUCAAACCAGUCAAGGUUUGUUGCAACAGUCUGUAAACGAACCUGUUGCCAAAUCUAUGAAAAAACAUGUUGUUACCAUGGUACCUGGAGACGGUGUUGGUGCCAGUCUAAUGACCAGUGUACAAGAUGUCUUUACAGCUGCAGGUGUACCAGUGGACUUUGAGGAAAUUUUCAUUAGUGAAGUACAGCCAAGUCAAAGUGCAAGUUUAGAUACUGUUGUUGAAUCGUUCAAAAGAAAUGGUGUUGGCAUCAAAGGCAUCAUUGCAACUCCUGCUGAUGCCAAAGGCGGCGUCUUGGAAAGUUUAAACAUGAAGUUAAGACGUGAACUUGAUAUGUUUGCCAAUGUCGUUUGGAUUAAAAGCAUGCCAGGCAUCAAAACCCGACAUAAGGAUAUGAAUUUUGUGGUGAUUCGUGAACAGCGAGAAGGUGAAUACAGUGGACUUGAACAUGAGAGUACCCAUGGUGUUGUAGAGAGCUUGAAGAUUAUGACUCGUGAUAAUUCACGGAGGAUUGCUAAAUUUGCAUUUGAUUAUGCUAUUCGGCAUAACAGGAAGAAGGUCACUGCUGUCCAUAAAGCAAAUAUCAUGAAACUUGGUGAUGGUUUGUUUCUGCAAUGUUGCCAUGAGGUAGCGGCAAUGUAUCCCAGAAUUGAAUUAGACACAGUGAUUGUUGACAACUGUUGCAUGCAGCUGGUGUCUAACCCUCAUCAAUUUGAUGUUAUGGUACUUCCCAACCUCUAUGGCAAUAUUGUGGAUAAUUUAGCUGCUGGUCUUAUUGGAGGUGCAGGUGUUGUACCUGGUGGCAGUUAUAGCCAUGAAGUUGCUGUCUUUGAGCCAGGUGCUCGCCAUCCAUAUGCUGAGGCAUUUGGUAAGAAUAUAGCCAACCCAACUGCCAUCUUACGAGCUGCUUGUAAGAUGCUUCAGCAUAUACACCUGGAUUACCAUGCUGAUAUGAUAUCAAAAGCUCUCUAUAAAGUCAUUGAAGAGGGCAAGAUUCGAACUCCUGACAUGGGUGGCUACUCUUCAACAACUGAUCUCACAUUGGCAGUCAUUGACAACUUAAAUCUAUGAUAAUAGAUAACUGUAUCUAACAUUUUUGCUUCUGUUUUAUUGUUGUCAUUAUAAGUACUAUUUUGUUACAAAAUAAUUUGUGAACCAUUAAAUUGUUAAUAUUAUGCUUAAGAAGAAUGCAGUGAGCUGGCAGAAUCAUUAGCACACCAGGCAAAAUGCUUAGCAGCAUUUCAUUCAUCAUUCUGAGUUCAAAUUCCGCCAAGGUCGACUUUGCCUUUCAUCCUUUCGGGGUUGAUAAAAUAAAGUACCAAUUGAGCACUGGGAUCAAUGUAAUUGACUUACCCCUCCCCCAAAAUGACUGGCCUUGUGUCAAAAUUUAAAACAAAUAUUAUACUUAAUAAGAGCAGUGGAUUUGCUCACAGAUUUAUUAGAGACUGAGCAAAAUGCUUGUUGGUAUUUAGUUACAGCCCUUUGUGUUCAGAAUUCAAAUCCUGUUGAAGUCAACAUGCCUUUCAUCAUUUGGAGGCUGAUACAAUAAAGCACCAGUCAAGUACUGGAGUCAGUUUAAUUGAUCAUAUAUGUCAGCAAAAUGUGUGGCCUUGCACCUAUGUUAGAAAUCAAUGUUAGGCUUAAUUUAUACAUGCAAAUAUUAAAGAACAAGAUGAAUGAGAAUAUUCUCUUCCAGUUUUAUACCAGUAUGUUCUGUUUAUUAUAUACAAAUCAUGAAACUGUAACAGGUUGUUACAUUUAAUCAGAAUCUGUAGUAAUUGUAGCUCAUUCUCCUGGAUUUGAGCCUGAGUUACCAUCCUAUUUAAAGGACCAGUUGUGUGUACAUUUCAUUCUAUAGCUCUCUUCACAGGAAUAGAGGAUCUAGCAGUCAGAAAUACUCAGUGUGCAAAGACUGCUCCAUUAUUUCCAUUUAUAGUCAGGUAAAAAUUGUUAUUAUUUCUGUUUCAUUAUGAAGUUCAAUUUUCAGGAAGGGAUUCCAUUAAAAUUCAUCUUUACUGCUCUUAGAUUAACACACCUAGAGUAAACAAUAUGCUUUGAGAAAAAUUAAUAAACGAACAGAAUAUUUACAUUUAAAACUAGAAUUCAUAGAUUUUUUUUUCUUUCCAUUGUUGAAAACUUGUAAUGUUUAGAAAGAACUUAGUAAUAAUUUCAUGUCUUGGUGUCAGUCCAUUGUAAAUAUACUCCAGUUUUCAGUGGAAAUUAAGUUUGGUUUGUUUAGUAACAACUCAGGAAUUUCAUUGAGUAGAAUGUUUUUAGGCUGACAUGAUAGAAUGUCUACAGUUAUUGGGACACCAAUCUGGCAACAUAACAGGCAAUUUUCUAUUACUGUCUUUUUUGGUUGUUGCCUUAUAGCAAAUGAUGAAUGCAUUUGGUAUACAACAUAUCAUUUAAUCAUGCUGUUUAGAAAUUUAGGUUUAAAACUCAUAUUACUGAGAAAAUUAUCAGGAAUUGCAUGAUGGCAAUUUCUACCUUUAUUGUAGUCAUUGUCAGACUUGAUGUAGAAUGGGGAACCAUAUAGUUUUUAAAACUAGACAAGAAAAUGUGAGACUUGAUCAGGUUUAUAUGAAAUUUAUGAUAAAGGAUAUAUUUGGUUUAAGAAAUUAUCUUCAUAUUUUUUCUUUUUAUAAUUCUUCCACAGGAGUCAUGCAGAUGUAGUACAACUACAAUUGCUUGAACUAAGAUUGAAUUACGAGCUUUUCGUUACAAAUGUAAAGUUCAGUCCAUAUUAAAACAUUUACAGAUGUGUUAAAAAAAUAUGGUCUUUGAGGUUUGCCACUAAGUUAUGUAAAAACAAUUUAAAAUAUCUAACAAUGACUUUAAUAUGGUAAAGUGCACAAAUUUUAUUAGUGGUUAGUUUCACAUGAUUUUUUCCUGAUUAACGAAACUACACGAAUAGUAAACAACAUAAAUGUCAGCUAUUAUUACCUUUCCUUCAACAGUUUUAACCAUGAAUGAGUCAUUUAGAGAAUCAUAUCAAUAUCUCACUGUUGAAUAUUUUCUUUAUUCUUAAAAUAAUUUCACAUUUAAACUUUUACAAAGAUGAAAAAUAAAUGUCUUGACUUGCUGUUUUUUGUGAAAAGAUUUUUUAUUUAAUAUUUAUUUACAAUAAAACAAGUGGAUUAUUUCAUACUAAACAAUGUUUUUUCUCAUAGAAACUAGAUUUUUUAUGUGUGAAAUGAUGAAAAGAUUUAGAAAUCAAUGUAUAAGAUUUGAAUUCUUAUUUAAUACAAUAUGAAAUGUUUGUAAAUAAAUGCAUUAACAAAUCUCAGCUUUACAUGUAUCUUCUUUUUCUUUUUAAAUUAUAAUUCAAAUAUUUAAAAUAAAUGAAUUAUAAUUUUGCAAUA